Messenger RNA from Phymastichus coffea, 2737 nucleotides. RefSeq names its product adiponectin receptor protein (gene AdipoR). Bases 294 to 1595 code for a protein of 433 amino acids. Gene Ontology annotation, cellular component: plasma membrane. Gene Ontology annotation, biological process: adiponectin-activated signaling pathway. NCBI's taxonomy places the organism in Eukaryota, Metazoa, Arthropoda, Insecta, Hymenoptera, Eulophidae. Gene Ontology annotation, molecular function: signaling receptor activity. The record is from RefSeq and is a predicted model, not a curated record. The transcript has 7 exons.
UACAAUUCUCAUAGUGCAGCAUGUACUAACGCGCGAGAAAGUCGUCACAGGUCGUACUGAGGUAGUAGUUUGUCUGUGUAGUAAAAAUAAAUCGGAUAGCUUUUUUGUUGCGUGUAUUUUAAAAUCAAACCCCAAACCAGUGUGUAGGCAAGCAAAAUUUGCUGUGUAAUUCAAAUAAAUUGCUGACUACUUGUGUGACAGUAACCCAAGCAUAGUGUAGUUCCAGACUGGAUGUUCUUAAGGUGAUAAACAAGUGUUUUUAAAACAAACUACAAAUAUAUUCUCACAUAACCAUGGAGAAUGAAAACGAAAUAAUUGAAGAAAUAAAUUAUAAAGAAUAUUUGUCACAAGAAAACAAAUUCAUAGCAUGUCAAUUGGAUGAAAAAAAUAUGAAUGGAAAUGUAUUGAAUGAGAAAGUCUAUGAGAACAAAUCAACAGAAGAAAGCAAUCUUCGUCGCCGAAUACCAUGGAGUGAUAGAGUGUCAUUGAACAGUGAUAUUCCAGGUUUGCACGAAGUAAAGGAGUUAUUAGAUGAUGACGAUACAAGUUGUCUGGCUGAAGAAGAAGAUGGAAUUGGUUGCCCACUACCAUCUACUCCAGAAGAUGACCGUCUUCUGGAUUGUGAAAUGACAGAAGUAUUGAAAGCUGGAGUAUUAAGUGAUGAAAUUGAUCUUGGUGCAUUGGCACAUAAUGCUGCUGAACAAGCUGAAGAGUUUGUUAGAAAGGUAUUGGAAGCAUCUUGGAAACAAUGUCAUUUUAGACACCUUCCAAGGUGGUUACAAGAUAAUGAUUUUCUUCAUGCUGGUCAUCGACCACCAUUGCCAUCAUUCAAUGCUUGUUUCAAAAGUAUUUUUCGCAUUCAUACUGAAACUGGAAACAUUUGGACUCAUCUUUUAGGAUGUGUGGCUUUCAUUGGCAUAGCAAUUUAUUUCUUAACACAAUCGCAUAUAGAUAUAAGAUGGGAAGAAAAAGUUGUCAUUGGUACCUUUUUUGCUGGAGCUAUAAUUUGCUUGGGCAUGUCAUUUGCAUUCCACACUGUUCAUUGUCACAGUGAAUGUGUAGGAAAAUUGUUUUCAAAAUUGGAUUACUGUGGAAUAGCUAUGCUUAUCAUGGGAAGUUUUGUUCCAUGGUUGUAUUAUGGAUUUUACUGUGAUUUCCAACCAAAAGUGAUUUAUUUAUCAGUUGUAGUUGUGCUUGGCAUAACUAGCAUUGUAGUUUCUUUGUGGGAAAGAUUUGGAGAACCUAAAUAUAGGUUCCUCAGAGCAGGAGUUUUCAUGGGUUUUGGAUUGAGUGGGGUAGUACCAGCUGUUCAUUAUGCUGUAGCAGAAGGUUGGUUCAAAGCUGUGAGCCAAGCUUCAUUGGGUUGGUUAAUAUUGAUGGGAUGCCUAUACAUAUUAGGAGCGAUGUUUUAUGCUCUACGUGUUCCUGAACGAUUUUUCCCUGGAAAAUUCGAUAUUUGGUUCCAAAGUCACCAAAUCUUCCAUGUAUUGGUAAUAGCAGCUGCCUUUGUGCAUUAUCAUGGAAUAACUGAAAUGGCAAUGUAUAGAAUGAGUAUUGGUGAUUGUGCUGUUCCAUCUCAGAUAAUGGCGUUUUAAAAAAAAUAGUUCAAUUUUACUAAAAAAUUAUACCCUAUAUUCCGAAUACUUCAAGAUUUCUUGUAAUUUUCUGACUUUUAUCAAUGAAAAUUAAGAUUUGAAGUAUUUGUGAAUGAAAAGAAAUUUAAACAAUGUUAUCAUCAUGGAAAGAUUCAAAUUGAAACCAGUUAAAUCUUUCAACUAAUUGAGUAAUUUAUUGAAUAUAUUACUUUACUACUGUAAUACCAUUUGGAAAUCAUUAGUAAGAUUUACCGCUUAUUUGUUAAUUUUUGUUAAUUGAUUUCCUUAACACUUAAUGAUUACUUAAUUCUUGUUAUUACUUAGUAGAGAAACAAUACAAUUAUAAUACGGAUUAGUAAAGAAGUUCUUAGUUAAAAAUAUUGCUUUAAAGUAGAUGGACGCUUCAUGAACAAAAAAUACUAGUUACUAAAAUUGAUUUUCUAACAAUUUGAUUGAUCGUUAAAAAUAAUUUAUAACGAACAUUCAGUUAGCUUGCUCUCGAUAAAAUUAUUGUUCGUCUUUCUGCACGAUUUGCAUUAAUAACAGUUUAUUUCAUUACUUUAAUACUGUGUUACGAUCUAUAUUUUUGAAGAAAGUAAUGAGACUUAUAAAUACAUACAUUGGAAAAGAAGUGUUAGUUAUUGGUGAAGCGUAAAUUUCUGCGUGUUUUUUGCAAUCUCAGUCCCGAUUUUGUGAAACAAAGUACCAAUUUUAUAAAAGAAAAGAGAUUGUGUAAAGCGGAUAUUUGAACAUUUUAUUUACAGGAAAGUAGAAAAAAAACUACCAAACCCAGUCUACGUAGCAUUUCAAAUUAGAAUCGGCAUUGCUGUCUAUUGGCAGUUUGAAAAAAAUAAACAACCGCAUAUAUUUCAUAAAGUAUCUUUAUAUCUUUUCUACGAAUUUAUAUAUAUUUAAUCACUACAAUUAUAAAAAGAUUCAUUGUAUUUUCAUCACUAAAUUUUUUAUCUCCGCUAAUAUAUUUGAAUAUUAUAUUAGGUGUGACGCAUUCAUCGAUACAUAAUGAUUUAUUUUGUGUAUAGCUCUUAUCUGUCUUUUAUGCGUUGCUAUGGAAAUUGUGUAUAUUUACCGAAAAAAAAUUCAAAGUAUGCUGUUAAACUUUUUACACAAUAAAAUAAAUAUUG